AUGCUGUAUAUCCAGGACGACGUCUACAAAGAAUAUGUAAACAUGAUGAUGAACAUAGUCAUUCUAUCGAUGAUUCUCUGCAUAUCAUUGUCUUUCUGGAUAAUAUCUAUAACUGCAAGUACCUAUUAUGGUACACUACGUCCAAUAUCGCCAUGGCGUUGGCUGUUUUCUGUGAUUGCUCCAAUUAUUAUUGUGUCACGUGGACUAAAAAAGAAGAGCUUAGAUAGUAGUGGAGCUCUUGGAGGACUGUUGGUCGGAUUUCUCCUUACUAUCGCAAACUUCAGCUUUUUCUCAGCUCUUCUUACUUUUUUUUUUACUUCCUCUAAACUUACCAAAUGGAGAGGAGAAAUGAAGAAGCGAUAUGAUUCUGAAUAUAAGGAAGGUAAAGGCUGA
Molecule: messenger RNA, 393 nt
Organism: Staurois parvus
Lineage: Eukaryota; Metazoa; Chordata; Amphibia; Anura; Ranidae
Source: the annotation of a GenBank genome assembly